ACACACCGAAGCUAGCUAGUCUUUGAAAAUCCAGAUGCCCAAGAUUUCUCCACUCCAGACCAAGAUCUCUUCCUCGUUUUCAUGAAUAUCAUUCCUCCCCAUAAAAAAAAUUAUCCAAAAAAAAAACUAUUAUCAGAAGAACUUCAACUUUCAUUUCCUUUUCUCAAUUUCUUUUCUUUCUUUCUUUCCUUUCCACUAUAUAAGUACCCCCCGUCCCCCUUCUACGAGCCCCCACCACCAUUUGCUUCUUCCCUUCAAAUUCCCACCUCCCAAACACCUUCUCUAUCUCCCAUGGCCAAGUCUCCUCCCUCAAUUCCCACGCAUUUCUUCUGGGUGUUCAUUUUGAGCCGUCUGAUGGUGAUCAUACAGAAUCUACGGCCCAAAUCCACCAGCCUCCUCCCACAAGGCCUUCUCCCCCUUGAUGUUGCCACCAAGCUCACUUCAGAUAUUGAUGCCAUUGCACUGGCUUCCAGUGACUUUGGCAAGCUGGUUCGAAUGAUCCCGGCCGCCGUCCUCUCCCCGGUCACCGUAGAGGACCUCAUCUUCCUCAUGAAGUCCUCAUACAACUCCCCGGUCCAGGUCGGGGUGGCCGCGCGAGGCCACGGCCACUCCGUCCGGGGCCAGGCCAUGGCCAAAAAUGGGGUUGUGGUGGACAUGAGGGCCUUGAAUUAUAACAGUGGCAAUGGGACUAGAAUUAAGGUUUCGCGAAACCCUUCUUCGUCCUCUGGCGGGUUUCACGCCGACGUCGGCGGGGAGCAGCUCUGGAUCGACGUGUUGUACGCCGCGCUCAAGCACGGACUUGCACCGGUCUCGUGGACUGAUUACUUGUACCUCACCGUCGGCGGCACGCUCUCAAACGCCGGAAUCAGCGGCCAAACUUUCCGUUAUGGUCCUCAGAUCAGCAAUGUUCAAGAACUCGACGUUGUUACUGGGAAAGGAGAGUUUGUGACUUGCUCCUCACACAUGAACUCUGAGCUGUUCUAUGCUGUUCUGGGAGGCUUAGGUCAGUUUGGGAUUAUUACCAGAGCCAGAGUUGCCUUACAGCCUGCCCCAACCAGGGUGAAGUGGGUGAGAAUGAUUUAUGAUGAUUUCAGUGCAUUUACCAGAGAUCAAGAGCAUCUGAUCUCAAUCAAUAAUGGUGGAAAAGGAAGCAAUAAUAACAGAGGACUGGAUUACUUGGAAGGCUCCCUCAUUUCACACCACAGCCCCAUUAAUAACUGGAGAUCCUCCUUUUUCUCCCACUCUGACCUCUCCACCAUUCACUCCCUUGUCAAUACCCAUGGUCUCCUCUAUACCCUAGAAGUAGCCAAGUAUUAUGAUGAUUUCACUGCCCAUACCAUUGAUCAGGAACUCCAGCAAUUGCUUGAAGGAUUAAGCUAUCUACCUGGCUUAAAGUUCACAAAGGAUGUGACCUAUGUCAAUUUUUUGAAUAGGGUAAGAAAGGGAGAGCUAGAGCUUCAAUCAAAAGGGUUGUGGGAUGUUCCUCAUCCAUGGCUCAAUCUCUUUGUUCCAAAAUCUCACAUUUCAGAUUUCAACUCGGGAGUUUUCAAGGAUAUUAUGCUUAAUCAAAACCAGAUUGUUCUUGGACCCACUCUCAUUUAUCCCAUGAACCGAAAUAAAUGGGAUGAUAGAAUGUCUGCAGUUAUACCAGACGAAGAUGUUUUUUACACCAUAGGGUUCUUGCAUUCGGCAGGUUCAAAUAAUUGGGAAGUAUUUGAUGAGAAAAAUAAGCAAAUUUUGAGGUUUUGUGACGAAGCUGGCAUUGAGUUCAAGCAAUAUCUCCCCCACUACACCAGAAAGGAAGAUUGGGUGAAUCAUUUUGGAUCGAAAUGGACUACUUUUCAAGAAAGAAAAGCUAAAUUUGAUCCCAAAAUGAUAUUAUCACCCGGCCAAAGGAUUUUCAAUUCAAUUAAGUGAACGACAAGAUGGAUGUGGAAUUAAUUGAGCUGAUGAAAAUCCAAAAAAAUAAAUCAUAUAUAGUUAUUUAUGUGUAUUUCAUACUAAUUAUCAAUAAAAUCACAGUAUACUAUAUUAUUUAAAUGUACACGAUAUAUUUUAUUACAAGUCGGUACGAAAUGCACCUAAAAACUUUGUUCAAA
This is a messenger RNA of Malania oleifera, 2099 nucleotides long. Its product is annotated as cytokinin dehydrogenase 3. Gene Ontology annotation, molecular function: FAD binding; cytokinin dehydrogenase activity. Lineage: Eukaryota; Viridiplantae; Streptophyta; Magnoliopsida; Santalales; Ximeniaceae. Gene Ontology annotation, biological process: cytokinin metabolic process. The record is from RefSeq and is a predicted model, not a curated record. The coding region runs from base 82 to 1917 and encodes 611 amino acids. The transcript has 5 exons.